AUGGAAUCGUGUUUAAACAAAACGGUUUCAAAGGAAACAGAUUGUUGCAAUACGAGUGAGUAACAAGUUCAGAGCAAUAAUUGUGAACUAAUGCUGUAAUUGUGACAUUAUAAACGUGGACUUCUUGACCGAUACAUUCAACGUUGUUGUCAUGGACUCGAGUUCCGACGAAGAAAUCAGGAAAUUGGAAGAGGAAUUAAAACGAAAAAUAGAGCUAAGAAGACGAAAAAAACACGAACAGGGAAAUAAUAGCGUGUUACGCAAGCAGUCAGAUGAUGAAAAUCCGGGUUCUUUAAAAAUGCAAGCAGAAGUUAAGACGUUUGUGGACAAUCAACACAAUCCAACUGAAGAAAAUAUGCAGCCAACGGAGACAAAAAAUAUAGAUGCAGAGACAACAAAGACUUUUAAGAAAAGACCUGGUACCACCGAUAAAGGAAGAAAGUACGAAGAUAUGAUUACGACUAACAUCAUACUACAAAUGGUAAGCGACAGUAAAAUAAGAAAUUUCUACGUUUCGUCGAACGAUGCAAGUUUCGGUGAUUUCGACGAUGUAGUUAUCGAAGUUGAGACAGAUCGAGGAACUCACACAAAAGCAAUACAAUUAAAACACACCAGUCGAGGAACAUUAACCAAGCAACAACUAUUAAGCAAAAAGGGAGAUUUUUGCAUUUCCAAAUAUUUCAACUCCACCAAAAACAUACAGGACAAAGCGCAACAAUUUAUAUUAUUCACCAACAAGGAAUUUAAUAUUGCGGACAAAACAAAACUUAAACUCGAAGGAGAAGAGUUUCACAUAGAGUUGAUUAAAGUGUCAGCUUCAGAAAACAGUGCCGAGGAUUUAGGAAUCUCUAAAAAUAUAAACUAUUGGUAUAAAUUUCAAAUUAUAGAAGAGAAGUGGAGUAAAGAAGAUUUUGAAAAAAUUCAGCAUUACAAAACAUUCUUCGAACGAUUUCGUCUUUACACUAACCAAGAACGGUUGGAAAAUCUUACAAAAUCAACUAUGGAUAGAUUUACUGAGAUGUUCUGUUCCAACGAAGAAACAUUCGACGCUUAUUUUAAGUUCAUUUCGGAAUGGAGUUUGAAAGAAGGGCUCAAGGAAAAACUAAGCAAAAAAUUUACGCAACGUUUAAUUGCACUUCGUUUGCUUUCUCCUUAUAUUGAACCUUUUGCUUUCGGUCCGGUCAGUGACGAUAUGAGGAUCCUUCGAGACGCUAUUUAUCAAUUCGACAUCACGUUGUUGCAGGAAGAAGGCACUAACAGAGUUAAAAAAUUGUGGGGCGACUUGGACAAAAAUCUUGAUUUCAACGAAUUAAACAAAGUGCGAACUCGCUAUUCUCUUUCUUCUGCUUAUAUAGCUAGUGUCGAAAAUCUGGACGAAAAUAUGUUGACGCAGUUGUUAUGGUUGAUGGACAAAAGUCCGUUGAUUGUAAAAGAACACAAAAAUAUCGAAAAAGCUGUUCAGCUUUGUCGUGAUAAAAAAUUCGUUUUACUUAGUGGUGGAGGGUGUAGGGAAUGGAUGGAAGAUCGUUCCGUUUUUCAGAACUUGUCACAUUUAGAGUCAAAACUUGAGUUGUAUGAAAAGAUGCUACAAAAUUUUACCAUUUCGUUGCAGGGAAAAAAUGCAGUUAAUUUGAAGACCGCGUUUGAACAAAAUAAAACAUUUUUAAAGCACGUGAGUGUAAAUAAACUUUUAGAAAUGUCAAAUGGUUUGUGCUACAUUGGUGGACAAAAAGAAACUUUUCCUAAUCUUUAUAUCGAUAGAUGUUUGUCGGUUAAUAUAAUAGACACUGAAUAUUUAGAAGUUGUUAGUCAAAACACAGUUAUAAUUCUGAAUUGCGAUGACAAUAAUUAUAAACAAAUAAAAAUAUCCAGAAAACACACCCUAAUGGAUAUAAACGAUUUUUUCGUUUCUACAACGUCGAAAAUUUGCCACACUCCAGUUAUUAUAAUGAGUAAGAAUAAAUGUAGCGAAUCUGAUUUUCAAAAAGUCUGUACUAAAAUAGUAGAUUCCAAAAUUGUCCACUAUUUUGAAUUUCUUAAUAACAAAGAUUUACAAUGGGUCCGAAGCAGAGGCGAUGUUAGUGAAUUGCGCAAAUAUAAGUCAUCCAGUCAUUCCAAAAACGAAAGCAAAAUUUGGUCUUCCGAAUUCAGCAACAAAAUUAAUUUAGUGAUAGGCGAUCCGGGAAUGGGAAAAACUGAGCUAACAAAAAGCUUAAAAAACAACUGUUGUUCUAAAUACUGGACGGUGAUUAUGAAUCCUCAAGAUGUUAAUUCAUUGUUUAAAAUUUUACAAACAUCGGAUUACUUAAAUCGGUUUGAAUCAUUUAUCUUAAACGAAAAAUAUCCAGACCUUGAACAGUUUGAUCGAGAAUUUUUCAAAAUGUGUUUGAACCAAAACCAUGUCGUCUACGUGUGGGACGCUCUCGACGAAAUUUUAACAAAAAAUUUGGACGCGGUUUCCGAUUUAAUCCUUCUAUUAUCACAACGAGGUUUCGUUCAGUGGGUCACCGCAAGACAACACUUGCGGUCCUUUCUUGAAAAAAAAUUCAACGUAUUGUCGGUGAGUAUUAACCAGUUCAGCGAGACCGAGCAAGACGAUUACAUCAGAAAACGCCUUUCCAAUUUGAUUUCGUCCGUCGACAUGAAAAUAACCAUCGAGAAAAUUAAAUCAACGUUUGCAUUCACAAAGCACGUCGAUAUUCUAGGGAUUCCGCUGCAGAUUUUUAUGGUUACAGAGAUCUUCCGUCAAAAUAAAGAAACUUGUUUGGAAUUAUUGAACAACAGGUUUCUCUUGACUGAUUUAUAUCGUUAUUUUAUUGACGGAAAGUUCAGGUUCUUCUUUGGAGGUAAAGUACCUGUGGUAGGUGAUUAUUGGGAGGCAGAAAUCGCGAAGAAGAAGGAAGAAAAAUUAAAGCAGUAUGAAAAAUUUGCACUUGAGUUAAUAUUUCCGGAAGAAACUUUGAAAGAGUUGAAGAUUGACUACGCACGAGAUGUAAAUUUAGUUUCUGAAGAUUUUGCAACUGUUGGUAUUGUCACUGGAUUACAAAACGGGAUUCCGCAAUUCGUGCACGCGUCCUUUGCCGAGUAUUUUGUGGCCUUAUUUUUUUCUAGAAAUUGGAAAAAGCUAAGCAGAGACAUAUUUUUUGAUCAAAAGUACAAUAAUGUACGAUUUUUUUUCGAUAUACUGACUGGGAAAAAUUCAUCGGUCCACAUUGCGGUGUUAUAUAGGAAUUUUGAUGAAUUAAGGAGUUAUAAUGACCAAAUGAUAAAUCGUAAGGAUGACGUUGGAAGAAGUGCCUUACAUCUUCUUUGUUCUUGGGGGUCAAGAUAUCCACGUUUGAAGGUACAAGAAAGAGAUGACCGUUAUGUAAUCGCCUACGAUAAUAGGGAAUAUAUGGAAUUACUUGAGACUGGAGAAUAUUUCCAGGCAUUGCAAAUUUUGUUAAACAAAUGUGAAAUUUCCGAACAAGAUUUGUUAUUUAAAAUCACCCCCUUAGAAUGUUGUCGAGAAACUGAGAGUUUAGGAGCGGAACUAGAAUUAUUACAAUCAAGAAAAUUACAAUUCCAACAAUCGUAUAAUAGAAAUGAUAGAAUUAACAUUUUGUAUUAUUCUGCUCAGUUUGGAUACGACGAAGCGAUUAAAAUGGUUAUUCCGGAAGAUGUUGACUCUUGUUACAAAGAAGUCAAUUUUAUUAGCCACUUUGGUAAAACUCCUUUGUUAAUGGCUUCUCGAAAGGGAUACGCAACAGUUGUAGAAUACUUAGUCAAAUGUGGAGCCAAAAUCUAUAUUGCUGAUUAUUUCAAUCAGACACCGCUACAUGGAGCGUCUUCGAAAGGCCACGAAAAAGUAGUCGAAUAUUUGGUGAAAUGUGAAGCCAAAAUAAAUUGUUCUGAUCUGAAUCGUGAGACACCGCUUUUUGCAGCUUCAUCGAAUGGCCACGAAAAAGUUGUCGAAUAUCUAGCGGAAUGUAAAGCCGAUGUCAAUCAUGUUAAUAUAUAUGGCAAGAGACCUCUUCAUGGAGCUUCUUCCAAAGGUCACGAGAAAACAGUCGAAUGUCUAGUCAAACAUCGAGCCAAUAUCGACCAUACCGAUAAUGAUGGAUGCACACCGCUUUUCACAGCUUCUUCUAAUGGCCACGAAAACAUUGUUCAAUUUUUAGUGAAAUCCGGAGCUGGAAUCAACUUAGCUGAUAAACAUGGUCAAACACCGCUUUUCACAGCUUCUUCUAAUAGCCACGAAAACAUUGUUCAAUUCUUAGUGAAAUCCGGAGCUGGAAUCAACUUAGCUGAUAAACAUGGUCAAACACCGCUUUUCAUAGCUUCUUCUAAUGGCCACGAAAACAUUGUUCAAUUUUUAGUGAAAUCCGGAGCUGGAAUCAACUUAGCUGAUAAACAUGGUCAAACACCGCUUUUCACAGCUUCUUCUAAUGGCCACGAACACAUUGUUCAAUUUUUAGUGAAAUCCGGAGCUGGAAUCAACUUAGCUGAUAAACAUGGUCAAACACCGCUUUUCACAGCUUCUUCUAAUGGCCACGAAAACAUUGUUCAAUUUUUAGUGAAAUCCGGAGCUGGAAUCAACUUAGCUGAUAAACAUGGUCAAACACCGCUUUUCACAGCUUCUUCUAAUGGCCACGAACACAUUGUUCAAUUUUUAGUGAAAUCCGGAGCUGGAAUCAACUUAGCUGAUAAACAUGGUCAAACACCGCUUUUCACAGCUUCUUCUAAUGGCCACGAAAACAUUGUUCAAUUUUUAGUGAAAUCCGGAGCUGGAAUCAACUUAGCUGAUAAACAUGGUCAAACACCGCUUUUCACAGCUUCUUCUAAUGACCACGAAAACAUUGUUCAAUUCUUAGUUAAAUCCGGAGCUGGAAUCAACUUAGCUGAUAAACAUGGUCAAACACCGCUUUUCACAGCUUCUUCUAAUGGCCACGAAAACAUUGUUCAAUUCUUAGUUAAAUCCGGAGCUGGAAUCGACUUAGCUGAUAAAUAUGGUCAAACACCGCUUUUCGUAGCUUCCUCUCAAGGUCACGAAAAAAUUGUCGAUUGUCUAGUGAAAUGCAAAGUCGAUAUCGAUCACGUCGACAACGAUGGCUGGACACCACUUUACGUAGCUUCCUACAACGGCCAUAAAAAAACUGUUCAAUGCCUAGUGAUUCAUAAAGCUCAAAUCGAUUUUGUUGAUAAAUAUGAUCGGUCACCACUUUACGCAGCUGUUUCUAACGGCCAUGAAGAAGUUGUUCAAUAUCUAGUGGAAUGCGGAGUUAGAAUCCAUCGUGUUGAUAAAUGCGGUGAGCCACCGCUUUACGCAGCUUCGUCGAAGUCCCAGAAAAGAAUCGUCCAAUACCUACGGAAAUGCGACGCCGAAAUCAAUCGACUUGACGAAAAUGGUUGCACACCGCUUUACCAAGCUUCUGAAAACGGUUGCCAAGAAAUUGUCCAAGAUCUAGUGAAAUGCGGAGCCAAUAUCAAUUUCGUUAAUACUAGUGGUAAGACCCCGCUUUACGUAGCUUCUAGAAACGGUUAUGAAGAGAUCGUCAAAUGCCUAGUGAAAUGCGGAGCCGAUAUCAAUCACGAUGUUUAUGGUAAGACACCUCUUUACGUAGCUUCUGAAAACGGUCAUGAAAAGGUCGUCACAUACCUAGUGGAAAACGGAGCCGAGAUAAAUCGCACUGAUUAUACUAAUUGUCAGACACCUCUUUACGUAGCUUCUGAAAACGGUCAUGAAAAGGUCGUCACAUACCUAGUGGAAAACGGAGCCGAGAUAAAUCGCACUGAUUGUACUAAUCGUCAGACACCUCUUUACGUAGCUUCUGCAAACGGUCAUGAAAAGGUCGUCACAUACCUAGUGGAAAACAGAGCCCUUAUAAAUUGCUUUGAUUAUACUAAUGUUCAGACACCUCUUUACGUAGCUUCUAGAAACGGUUAUGAAAAGGUCGUCACAUACCUAGUGGAAAACGGAGCCAUUAUAAAUCCCGAUGAUUAUCCUAAUCUUAAGACACCUCUUUACGUAGCUUCUGAAAACGGCCAUGAAAAGGUCGUCACAUACCUAGUGGAAAAAGGAGCCAAAGUCAAUAAUGAUAAUUAUCGUGGUCGGACACCACUUCACGCAGGUUCCGAAAAUGGCCACGAGAAGAUUGUUAAGUUCCUAGUGAAACGCGGGGCCGAAAUCAAUCGCGCUGACGAAGAUGGUCAGACACCACUCUGCGUAGCAUUUGAGAAAGGACACACUCAAGUAGUAGAAUAUCUACGAACGGUACAAUCCAAAAAUAACUAAUUAAAUUGUCACAAUGAUAUAUUUGCACAGUAAAUAAUACCUUAAUCAAAACAUCCAUACUUUUCAUCAAGGCAAAUUGUUAACUCAAUUUUUUCAAUCCCAUUUUUAAACUCUGUCGAAGCACUUUAGAUUCACCUUAAAUUGACUUAACUUUAACACUUAAAUUUAUUCCUAUCACAAUAUAGGCGAUGUAUUUUUAUUUAUUUAUUACUUUCUGAGCGUUAUUAAUUGAGUCCAUUCGGCGACUUGAUACUUGCAUGUUUUCUCGGCGCUUCAUGACCUCUAUAGAGUACGAAAAAUGUGGCAUACCGCUUUCGUCUGUCUGUCUGCCUGUCUAUCGUCUGUAUCAAUUUUUAUUAGACAUAAUUAUAAUCUCCAUGUAAACCUUGUAAAUCGGUAAGCAAAAUUUAUUCGUUUAUAUCCUCCCAAAAAAUUGAUGACCUCAUCUCGAAAUUUUGCCUAUCAAAUCCUCUCUGAAAUACUAAAAAAAUUGAUGAAUCAGGCAAUUUAUCCAAAUUGAUAUUUUGCAUUGGAAAAAUUCACUUUAAAAACGUGUAGCACGCUUUCUACAUUUAUUUUAACAUUACAUAUACUUUAGUUUUACUUUAUAACUUAUAAGGGUUAACAUAGUAAAAU
Zophobas morio is the source of this 6910-nucleotide messenger RNA. RefSeq lists its product as uncharacterized. Gene Ontology annotation, molecular function: protein binding. The coding region runs from base 152 to 6274 and encodes 2040 amino acids. The transcript has 4 exons. Gene Ontology annotation, biological process: regulation of barbed-end actin filament capping. Gene Ontology annotation, cellular component: nucleus; cytoplasm. The record is from RefSeq and is a predicted model, not a curated record. Lineage: Eukaryota; Metazoa; Arthropoda; Insecta; Coleoptera; Tenebrionidae.